CCCUUGGGUGGCGGCGGAGCUGGUAACCUCGGUAGGAACAGUUCCAGCAGCGGUAACAGUGACUAUUAGAGAUGGCGGCGGCUGCUGCGGGACCUGCCGCAGCCCAGAGGUUUUUCCGGAGCUUCUCAGAUGCUCUGAUUGACGAGGACCCCCAGGCGGCGUUGGAGGAGCUGACUAAGGCUCUGGAGCAGAAACCAGAUGAUGCACAGUAUUACUGUCAAAGAGCUUAUUGUCACAUUCUUCUUGGGAAUUACCGUGAUGCUGUUGCUGAUGCAAAGAAAUCUCUUGAACUUAAUCCAGAUAGUUCCAUUGCUCUGCUGAGAAAGGGGAUAUGUGAAUACCAUGAAAAAAACUAUGCUGCUGCUCUAGAAGCUUUUACAGAAGGACAGAAAUUAGAUAGUGCAGAUGCUGAUUUCAUUGUCUGGAUUAAAAGGUGUCAAGAAGCUCAGAAUGGAUCACAGCCCGAGGUGUCUGCAUCCCAGAGGACUUAUCAGUCAAAAAUCAAGUAUGACUGGUAUCAAACAGAAUCUCAAGUAAUCAUUACACUUAUGAUCAAGAAUGUUCAGAAGAAUGAUGUAAAUGUGGGAUUUUCAGAAAAAGAGUUGUCCGCAUUGGUGAAACUUCCUUCUGGAGAGGAUUAUAAUUUGAAGCUGAGACUUCUUCAUCCUAUAAUACCAGAACAGAGCACAUUUAAAGUACUUUCAACAAAGAUUGAAAUUAAAAUGAAAAAGCCAGAGGCUGUGAGAUGGGAAAAGCUAGAGGGGCAAGGAGAUGUGCCUAACCCCAGACGGUUCAUAACAGAUGUAAAGAUGAUGUAUCCAUCAUCAUCUCAUUAUACAAGAAAUUGGGAUAAAUUGGUUGGUGAGAUCAAAGAAGAAGAAAAGAAUGAGAAGUUGGAGGGAGAUGCAGCUUUAAACAAAUUAUUUCAGCAGAUCUAUUCAGAUGGUUCUGAUGAAGUGAAACGUGCCAUGAACAAAUCAUUUAUGGAGUCUGGUGGUACAGUUUUGAGUACCAACUGGUCUGAUGUAGGUAAAAGGAAAGUUGAAAUCAAUCCUCCUGAUGAUAUGGAAUGGAAAAAAUACUAAAUAAAUUAAUUUGCUAUCACUGUAUUGCAUAUAUUCAGCUAACGCCCAUUGUGUAUUAAUACUGCAUUCUUGAAUUUUGAACACUGAGUACAUCUUUUUAAAGGAUUAUACCUCUUUACCUCUUUGUGCUUUAGAAAUUAUUUUCCUUCAAGUGUUCUACGAGUCUAAUGAAUGAAGGUCAUGUUUUAUCACUUUUGUCCUUAAGGACUUCAGAUAUGCUGAAAUGGAAUGAAGUAUCAUUUGCUGCUAGAUAGAUUAAUUCUACCUAGUUGUGGGAGUGGAGAAAUUGUUAAUGGGAUAUCUUGGGUUAUUGCCUUAUUUUUGAUGCAGUAUUCUGUUAAUAAUUUAUUAGACGUGACAACUUUGGGUGAGCAUAGAUUUCUCAAUUUCAGUGUUAUAUUGUUUGCUUUUAAAAACUGCUUUUGAAUGGAGUUGUAAAUACAAUUUUUCUAUGAAGAAGUUUGGUUUAUUUACCUUUUUCUUAAGUUUUUAAUGAAAACUUUGAGAAAUUAUUUAUCACAGGGGAUUCCCAUUUGAUUAUUUUUAUGGGGAGUAUUUGUAAUUGCACUGAGAAUUUUGGUCCUUACCCUUCAAAUUCCUGUAUAAAACAUUGACACCUGAGUUUAUCAUGCUGCAAAUUUAACUGUACUGAAGGCUAAUCUGUGAAGUGGGGUCAAACAGUAAUUUAGGAGAGCCCAGCUCCACUUCUUGCUGCUUUUGCCACAGCAGGAUUCAUGAAAUUACAAGACUGGUGGUUUGGUUUGGUUUUUUUUCUUCUUUUUAUCUUUAUUAGAAAAUCUCUCUUCUUAUAGCCCCAUGAUUACUUUGCUUUUGGUGGUUUAGGGCAGCUACUGAGAGAGUAAUAUGUAUACAUUUAGUAUCUAUUCUGUUUAUAGAAUAAAUAGAUACCAUGGGAAUACAAAAACUAAAAGACAUGAUCGUUGAUUUCAAAGACUUUAUAAUCUAGCAGAGAGAGAAAAUUAACUUUCAGGAAGGAAUUAUGAAUGGUUGAAUGGUGAACUUAUUAAAAAUACAGUUUUGAGAUAGAAAAAAUAUCUAUCUGUGAUUAAAUGUUCUGUGAUUAAAACUGUUGAUAGUCUAAGCUGUUACAAAGCAAAGGCCAUGGAUGACCUGUAGGUCUGAUUCCUUUUCUCAUUGUAAUUUCGGAACCAUAGAGGGUGGUGUCUAUUAGGUCUCACUAACAUUUUGUGGCAAGGAAGUACUCUGUACCCUCAUAGCUGAGGAUAGGGUAAAUGGGAGGCAAAUUAGCCGCCAUCUCCAAAAAGAGUGGGAAUUCAGCCUCUUCCUUCUAGUUAUUUGACAUGUGUAGGGGAGUUCAUAAGGAAAAAGUGGUGGGGUGGUACCAGACCAUGCCCAGACUUGCUGUUACUGCUUGUUUAUGCAUGUAGGGGCUUUCCCUUGUCCUUCUGCCCACUUAGAGUUACAGGCUACUUUUUUUGAUGUUGAACACUGAAGGAAAAGGCAAAAUUAAGUUCUUGCAUGUAUGGAUUUCUAAAAUUUUCUCCUUAGGAAACAAGGUAGUGAUUAUGUUAAGUUUUCUCAGUACCAUUAGUCCCCAGGGGUAAGGAGGCUCUUGCUACAGAGAUGGUAAGUCAGUGGCAUACCCCAGAGACAAGACUCCUGGCUCUAGCAAGUCUCUGCCACCCACUAGCUUUAAAAUCUUUAACAGGUUUACAGCCUUCCUAUGUUUUAUUAGUUCCUUUAUCUGCAAAUCCAUAGGGUCUUAAAGUUUAAUUAAAAGUCCAUGAUUCUAAAUAAGGAAGCAUUUUUGCCUCUUAAAAGCAACUUUUUUCUUUCUUAGGAAUGACACUAUUAUAAUAGAAGUUGGGUUUUUUUAAAAGGUUCUAGUACUAGUUUUGCUUUUAUUUUAAAGGAUACACUGUCUAAAGUGUGUUUAUCUAUUGGCUGGAUUUGCUUAAGGAUGUGGGAUUCAGGAUUUUGCUGAGCCAAAUGGAGCUCCUAAUAUACAUGACUAUGUUAUAUUACAGUGUUACCUUGUCUAAAUACAAUAGGUUUAUGGGUAAAGAAGGGAAUUUUGAGAAGUAGGUUAGACUGCUUGCCCUGAAGUACCACUCUAAAGUACUGCUUCUCUUUCACCAUUCUAGACAAUGAAAAAUUGUAAGACUCCAGAAAGUUAAAAAACUUCAUUUUGAGCCUUUAUCUUUAUUCUCUGCUAUCGCAGCUUGGCUAUUAAUUGGUCCCACUUUCUUUCUAGACUCCAUUUCCUCCCUGCCUCCCUCCCUCCUUCCCUCCUUCCCUCCUUCCCUCCUUCCCCCCUUCCCCCCUUCUCCCACAUGGCUUUCAGGAUCUCAGUUCCCCCACCAGGGAUUGAACCCGGGCCAUGGCAGUGAAAGCCCAGAAUCCUAACCACUAGGCCACCAGGGAGCUCCCUAGACUCCCAUUUUCAGUUCUCAAAUCUUGGUUCUCUUUGUGCUCUAGUUACCCUUUUGUUUCUUUAGAAUGUACAUUUUUCUCUUAGUAUUUAUUUUCCUUUUUGAGGUUCAGUCUUAGAAUACAUUUUUUUCUAUCUUUAUAUGGAAUGGAAGAAAAGGAUGGUUUGCACUAAUAACUACAGUUGUCCCGCAGCCUGUCCCCACCCCCAGCAUUUCCAUUCCUUUGAUUUGAGAUAUUCACUAACUGCAGAACAUUGAAUUGUUAUUGUCUCCUUGAGUCUGGAAAAACUUUUAUUUUCUUAGCAGGCUAACUGUGUAGGACAGGGAGAAAAUAAUUGACCUGUCCUAGAUAAAUUUUUUAGAUAAAUUUCAAAUAAACAUUUAAAAUGAAGCUAUGGGCUUCCCUCGUGGCGCAGUGGUUAAGAAUCCGCCUGCCAAUGCAGGGGACAUGGGUUCGAGCCCUGGUCCAGGAAGAUCCCACAUGCCGCAGAGCAACUAAGCCCUUGCAUCACAACUACUGAGCCUGUGCUCUAGAGCCCGCGAGCCACAACUACUGAAGCCCGCACGCCUAGAGCCCACGCUCUGCAACAAGAGAAGCCACUGCAAUGAGAAGCCUGCGCACCGUAAUGAAGAGUAGCCCCUGCUCACCACAAAUAGAGAAAGCCUGCACGCAGCAACCAAGACCCAGCGCAGCCAAAAAUAAAUAAAUUAAUUAAUUAAAAAUAAAUAAAAUGAAGCUAUGUCACUAUGCUAUUAUGAAUAGUUUCGAUAGACAUUUUAAUUUAGUUCACUACUGAAAUGUGUUUUGGCUGUCCUUUCCCAUUUUACCUUCCUUUUCUCCUUCCCCAAUUAAAUACAUAUCAGAUUUAGGUCGUUGAUCAGAGAAAUACAUCACUGACCCAGAGCAGUAUUGCCUAUUAAUUGACCAUCUGAUCUGCUUAGGGCACUUUAAUUUGAUUGGGGUCUUCGUUGUCCAGGUUAGUGUGCAUGUCUGACUUGUAGCUAUUACUGAUAUUUCCAGAAAUAGAACUUUUCUGGGUGUUAUGUGGUGUUUGUUACUAGAGCCACUUUUUUUUUUGUAACCAGCUAGCUGUAAAGUUUACCUUUACACUCUUACCUGCUAUUUUAGCCCCAUAUUUUAGCAUCCAUAACAGAAUAUGGAUAUCUGUUAUCUCUGCCUUGGAGGAACCAAGGAGAGGAAAUAAUAAAAGCUAAAAGGACAAAAUAAUGGUUUCUGUGCCAGGAAGAGUCAUGUGUAGUUUUAAAUAAGGGGGACCAUCAACAUUGAUCUGGUUUCUUUUGUCUCCAACUAUGCAUAUUCUAUUGUAAAACCAUUUUACACAUAUCAAGAGAUUUUAUUUUGGAAACAUUGGGUACUUGUGGGUAAAUUGGAGAUACUGCUUUACUCAAAAGUGUUACUAUUUGGGGCCACCUUUGUGAUUUGCUUCUGAAAUUAAUUUAACUCUUAGCCUCUCUUCCUACCUCAGUAAACUUAUCCCCCAGAUCAGCUAAAAUCAUACACAUUGCCAGCCCAUGCGGGCAAUAACAGUGAUAACUAUUCUGUACUAGUGCUUUUUAUGGGCCAGGUGUGCUUUAUAUGUACUACCUCGUUUAUAACAGCCUUGUGAGGUAGUGAUAGCAUCCUGUCAUUUCAGAUCAGAAAAAUGAGGCCCAAGUUAAGUUCUUUGCCUAGUUCAGUCCACUGAUAAGUGAUGGACCUGGGAUUUGAACCGAGGCCUGUCAGAAUUCAGUUCCCAUGCUUUUAACAACUGAAUGAAUUGGGUGGACGAGUGAUUUUUAUUAAUUAAUCAGCUGUCUCACAAUGAAGCAGAGGAUGUGCAAGUUGAAGUUUUUAAUUCUUGUACAUGAGCUGGGAAGUACAUUUCAUAAAGAUCAGAAUAUUAUCAUCAGUUUCAUAAGUAGGAAAGCUUAUUAGGAGUCCAGAUCUCUUGCCUCUUGUAAAGGUAAUACAAGCAAGUAGUCUUGACUUGUAUUGAAGGUUUUGUUUUUCUCAAAUGCAGAUAAUUACAGAGAAACAAGAUACGCUUAGAACUGUUACAGGUGAAAGAAGACUGGCACAUCAUCCUGAUCAAAUUCUUGUUCUUUAAACUUGGGAGCUCUCAUACUAGUUUUCCUUGUUCAAAUGCUAAAAUUGUUUCAAGGUUUUUUUUUUUUCCUAUCUAGAUAUGUGUAUUAGGAUCAGUGUAUCACUGAUUUCUUCAAUAAAAUUGGAAUGAUUCAGGUUUAGUCCCUUUGUUCCAAUCAUGUUAGCACUUUAUAUACUGAAUUUUGCCUUGUCUGGAGUCUUCUAAAUGUUACCUUUGCUGUGCCUUCAGAUUUGAUUUUUUAAUUCUUAUAUUUGCAUUGAGACUUCUCAUACAUAUGUCGUUGACUUUAUUUUCUCUUAUAGGAUUCAGUUAUACAAAAGAUGUUUCAAAAACAGUACUGUUGGCCCAAAAGCAAUUUUUACUUAUCAAAAAGGAGUAAGGAAGAUAAUCUUCAAUGGUUGUAUAUGGGCUUUUAAAAACCAUGCUCUACAGUGUAACUACAAAAGCUCUAAAUAAUAGUAAACUGUUACACAUACUAUGUGCUUGAUGCUCUGUUAAGUGCAUUAAAAGGCAACAUUGCAUACUAGUUAAAUGCAUGGACUCUGAAGACAGCCUGCUUGAGAUCAAUCCUGGCUACACCGCUUACCAGCUGUGUGACAGUGGGCAGGUACUUAAUGUCUCUGUGCCUCAGUUUUCCUAUCUAAAUUGGGCUAAUAUACCCACCUCAUGGACUUAUAUGAGUUGAAUGUGUUAAUAAAAUUCUACAGUUAUUUAUCCUAAUCCAGAGGUCUCUAAAAACUAGAUUUGUGCAUGUUUGUGUGACUCAGUGGUUAAAAAAAACAAAAACCUGUCCUAAACUUGCAAUUUGAAUAGUCAUAUAUUUUGCUGCAGAAAUAUUUGUUUAAUAACAGUGCUACCACAGAUCCUGCUGAGGUUAUUAAAAAAUCAAUAGUAUAUCUGUACUGCAUUCUAAAAUUCAAAAUCCUGAAUUCAGAAACACAUCUGGCUCCAAAGUUUUUGAAUAGAGUUACAUGUACCUGUAUAUGUAAAGUGCAGAGAGCAGUGCUUAAUGUAUAUUAUGCAUUUAGGCUGAGAGGUUUAAGUAGUGUAGAAAGCCUUUUUGUUCUAAGUCCUUCAAGAUUCAGGAUUCUGUCUGAGGAAGGUAUAUCAGCUGCUUAAAAAUCAUUAGUAUAAUUAAAAAAAAAUUACAGUGAGAGCAUAAAAGUUCGCAGAAAAGCUUUUAUUUUGAAUGAGUAGUUAUUUUAAUUUACUUAAGCAGAGCUUAAAUAUGCAAGUAUUGUCAGCAGUACUUUAAAAAGAAUCAUAAAUUAGGAACUUCCCUGGUGGCACAGUGGUUAAGAAUCCACCUGCCAAUGCAGGGGACACGGGUUCGAGCCCUGGUCUGGGAAGAUCCCACAUGCUGCAGAGCAGCUAAGCCUGUGCGCCACAACUACUGAGCCUGUGCUCUAGAGCCUGUGUGCCACAACUACUGAAGCCCGCGCGCCACAACGAAGAGUAGCCCCCACUCGCUGCAGCUAGAGAGAGCCCGCGAGCAGCAACAAAGACCUAACGCAGGCAUAAAAUAAAUAAAUAAAUAAAAUUUAAAAAAGGAAUCAUAAAGUAUAGUGGUGCCAGAACACACAAACUAUAUGUAGAAUGUUAAGGGACUUCCUUUCAGAAGUUCUUUGAUUUUAAUUCCAUUUUUAUUUAAAUUCAAGACAGUAAAACUAUUAGGGCUUAUAAAAACAAGUCGCAAAAUCACGCCACUUGUAAACCACAGGUUCUGUCCUGUUAUUUCCAUCAGUGUAGAGAAACUGAUAGUUGUUUUUUUGCAAGAGUUAGUUCAUCAGUCUAUUCCCUCUCUACCCUGCUCCCUGCCCCUCAAACAAUCAGUGGGGAGCAAGAAGUAUGUGCAGUCCUUUGUAUAUAGACACUAGAACUAUAGACUCAAGUUUGGGGGUCUUCUCUCUCAACUACCACUUUUUGUCACUCAUUUGUACUCUAACAUUGACCUUUUCUGUGACCUAAUUGACUACAAAUGAACACUUUCCUAAGUUAGCUAGCUUAACUUAGUGCCUGUGAAAUAUGCUAAGAAAUUGAAUGUAUUUCCUUGGAAUUACUACUUACUAUUUUGCUAUUUAUUAGUUGCAAAAUGAUCAGUUUAUUUCGACUACCACAGAGGUAAUUGUUUCAUAGCAGAAAGGACACUAACACGUGAAUUUGGAAUCUUAAAAUCCCAGUUUUGUUAUGUUAAUAAUGGUGUGUUUUGAGGACAAGUGACUUAACCCUUCUGAACUUUUUUUUCUCAUCUCUAACACUAGAUGAUAAUUACCUGUCAGGAUUGUGAGGACUUAACUAAGUCCUGACUCAAAAGUAUGUGACCAAUAAUUGUCACUUAAGUAUAAAGUCCUUGAUUUUUUUUUCUCAGUGCUGGUGAGUAGUAGAAUUCCUAAAAGUAAGGUAACAAAUCUGACUUUUAGCUGCUAUUCAAGGGCAGCCUCAGCCGUUUUUUUAGCUGUAUCUGUCACUGCUUCACUGUGUACCUAAGCUCCAGGCACACAGGAAUAGUCUAUUUAGGGGUUUGCAUACUUUUUUUGUAAAGGGCCAUAUAAUGAAUAUUUUAGGCUUUGUGUGGCACAUAAAGACUCUAUUGCAUGUUCUUGUUUUUAGUUUGCAGACCUCUGCUCUGUCUGAAUAUCCCAUGUAUUUUUAUUCCUUCUUCCAUUUGACCUGGAAAGCUUCAAUUUCCUAUUGAUGUGUCAAAACUAAGUUAAUUAUGCCAUCUCCAGGAAAGCUGUUUAAUCUUGUUCUACUCUGUCAAUGACUGGCUUUGUAGCAGUUGGAUUGGGUUAUUUGCUUAUGGUUGAGGCACCCAUUAGAUCCUUUGAUAGAAUCAAACCAAAACCACAGUGUCCUGUGAGCAUGUUUGAGAGUUUCAUCUGUUCAUUAUCAAGUCACUACAGUUGACUCAUUUCUUCCCGCGUGACUGAGCUGCUUUGGGGAGGGUUGGGGGGGGGCUGGCUUUGAACUUUGUACCUGCAGUACCUGGUGCAUGGAGAAUAAGCUUUCAGAGUUUGGUAGAUGGUCUUAACGCUGCACAGAGGAAUGCCCUUAUUUUCUUCUCUUCAUUCUUUUAAGUGUCCUCAGUUAGAAUACUCUUGUUAAAUCUCCCCUUCCAUCCCCUCCACAGGAAUUCACUUCCACUCCAGCUGUGUUGUGGUGGAGGUGCCUUGUUGAUGCAUCUGUCAAGGCAACGCUCAGAGUUUCACCGAUUUUAGGGUUAGUUGUAUGGUGUCUGUUUUACCCUGUGUGUCCUACUUCAUUACGUUGUUAUUUACUUAUUUUUGGAUCUUUGAUGCCGAGUACAGUGCCUUUCACAUAGUAGAUAUUCAAGUAUUGAAACUGUUGUUGCACACUAAAGAAUUAAUUUUAAAAACUACUUUGUUUAUAAUAUGUGCCCUUGAAAUUAUUUAUUCAUCAAUAUAGAUAGAAUAGUAAUUUAAAAAUAGAUAUUUAACCCCUGGUCAUGAGAGCUAAAUAUAAUUUGUUCUUCAGUUAUCUACACCACUAGAGGGAAUAGCAAUUACAUAACUAAUCAAAAGCCAUGUGAUACGUAUUUUUUUGUGUUGCCAUUUAAUUUUCAGAUUCUUUUUAUUCCCCCCUGAUUGUUUUAAAACCAAAAUAUGUGUUUCCUUAAAGAAAGGACUGAAAUUUACUUUCUAAUUAGGUUAGUCAUCCUUUGGGAAGAAAUUUUGAGCCCAAGAAACUUGGGUAAAGGAGGCCAGAGUUUUACAAACCCCAGAAUUGGUUUGGGCAUAUGCACAGGUCUGGAAACUAAGAGUGAGUCGAGCAGUUUCAUUUAUAAGCAUACCAGCUUCUGGAGGCAAAAAUUUGGACUGCUUACUAGUACAUUUUUUUUCUGGAAAACCCCCAAAGAGAUUCUGAGCUACUGAAUACUACAUGAACCUCUUUGGUGAGGGUUACUUACUUUAUUUUUUUAACAAUAUUAAUACCUUUGCCGUCUUUCGAAAGCCAUAUACUUUUUUUCUUGGAUUGGGUUUUCACUUUAAUAUUGGUAAUAGAAUAAUAUAUAGAAUAAUAUAGGUAAGUGACAAAUACAUGUUCAUGGUAUCAUACCCAUUCAUUCAUUCAUCAACGUUGAGUGCAAGGUAUGUGCCAGACACUGUUCUGGACACUAGGGAUACACGGGUGAACAGAUUCCCUGCAUUUAUGAAGCCCAGCUUACGGGGGAGAUAAGCAGAAUGUAUGUUAAAUGACGUUAAGUGCUAAGGGAGAAAACUGCACGUGCGAAGAGGCCCAUAGGUGGUUGAAAUUUGAGAUGGGAGACCAAUUGAGAACUCAGUGAGCGGACCUGAACUCAGUGCAGACUGGAAGGGAGCAGAGGGAGUGGUGCAGGUUCCUGAGAAGGAGCAUUGCCAAAAGCAGGCACAGCAGACGUGCAGGCCUCGGUGUGUGUGCGGGACUCCAGGGAGGCUGUGGGUCUGGGGCCGGGCUGGUGAGCGUUGGGAUUGAGUGAGUGGAGGCAAUGGGGGCCUCAGUCACGUAGGGCCUUGCAGGUGGUAGAGGUGACGUGAUGGUAGCCAGUGCCAGGGCUUGCCCCAGCUUAAUGUGGAAUCCUGUUGUCCUCGGUGCUGUCAAAAAUUUUACUGGUUAUCGUUCUUUUUAAAAAUGUUCUGAUUUUUAUCAAGUGUAUAUACAGUCGAAUCAAAUUUAGUUUAUAAAUCUAGCAGGGAUUGCGGUGGAGUUUUGCUCUGAACACCUGAUGGUAUUGACGUGAAUGAAUUUGAGUUAUGGUAUAUGAGUUGGUGGGUAUAUGCGAAGGCCUUGGGUUCAGUACUUCCUUGAAAUAUUUAUUUCUGUUCUUUUAACACAUUAAAUUACAGAUAAUGUCACAUUUUAGUGUAAUCUGUGUUUAGCAAAGCUGUUUCCUGUUCUGCAAUAUAAGUAUGGUUAUAGCAUACUAGAUGCUGAGACAAAAUUGGAUUAAUUAGAAUGAUUGGUUGUGAACAGGGACUUAAUGAGUGUGGCAUAGGAUUUUAUGUUUAAUAGAAUUGUCAAAAUCAGAUCAGCAGGCAUGUUCUUAUGGGCCGUCUGCCAAGACUGGAAGUCACUUUGGUACCUGUACUCCCUUAAACGUGUAUUUGCAUUCCAUUCCUUGUCAACAUGAGACAAAACAAAGAAAAAUAAAAUCAGAAUUUUAGAGCUGGAAUGAAUCUUAA
Messenger RNA from Balaenoptera ricei (Rice's whale), 10787 nucleotides. It is a transcript of the gene SUGT1, whose product is annotated as SGT1 homolog, MIS12 kinetochore complex assembly cochaperone. The record is from RefSeq and is a predicted model, not a curated record. Gene Ontology annotation, biological process: protein stabilization. The coding region runs from base 72 to 1085 and encodes 337 amino acids. The transcript is spliced from 13 exons. Gene Ontology annotation, molecular function: protein-folding chaperone binding. Lineage: Eukaryota; Metazoa; Chordata; Mammalia; Artiodactyla; Balaenopteridae.